UCAUCUCAUCUAUUUAAUCUGAAUUCAGAAGAACUUCCUUAUCAGCCCAGCCCAAGCUAAAAAAGAAAAGAAAAUCGCUUGAGUGACGCAGUACAGGGAUUUCCAACUAGAACUGCAAUCCAGCCAUCUUCCCUUCCACCAACUUCUUCCCAUCAACCAACCAAAACCUGUUGACACAAUUACUUUAAAGCUACAAAUAUUUCCUCACAACUUCAACAAUUACACAACACAACACAAUUAUUGCAUUACACAGCAAUCCGAUAAGUCUACAGAUCAAUUGCCAUACAAUAACAAAGGAAACAUACCUGAAUUGAUCAAGGAGAAAGAUCAUAUCGCAGCUUCACCAUGGCUCCCCCACCUUCCCCUGCUCUCCCACUUCAGCAGAGGCUCAUACAACUCGCGCAGACAUUACAGUGUAAGUUGAUGCUUCUCUCGAUACAUGCAUGAGGAUAUUUACUGAUCAUGGUGUCGCUAUAGUUGCUUGGUUCGUUGGGUAUGUUGUGCUCUCUAUUGUUACUCCCCGCGUCAAAGAGAGCUCUUGGGAGCUUGGAUAAUAAAGAUGUGGUCUCAUCGCAGCCAUCCAAAAGUUUCAACAAAGCUUUAGCAUUUUACUUGCUCAACUUUAUGCCAUGCGAUUUUGUGGUAUAUACUGACUUUGAUUGCCAGACACCUUUCCCUCUUAUUCUGUAUUUUCAGAUAUGGCCUUUCCUACAUAACUUUCAACUAUUACUCGAGAUGGGCUACAUUUUCUUAUCGCACCGCCUUUAUUUCUGCCGCCGUUACCUACGGGAUCGUGGUUUAUAAGGCAUUCCGUGCUCGCGCCAGAGCUGGAAGAGCAAAUCAAGCAGGUUUGAUCUCAUAUAUCGCCGAUGAAAAUGUUCAAUACUUGUGUAAGUGGUUUCUCGACUGACUUGGUCAUUUACAGGCUAACAAAUGAUAGCUAUGGCAAUUGUAUGGCUUUUCUCCAAACAAUACCCCAUCGCCAUGCUUCCAUUUGGUGUCUACUCCGUCUUUCACGUCGCAACUUACACCCGUACCAAUCUCAUCCCAACUCUUCAACCAGCUCCACAAAGUGCCGACCCUAAGGCUGCUCCAAAGCCAAACGCUAUGGCCGAUACCAUUGGAAAGUUUGUCAAGGAAUACUAUGAUACCUCUAUGGGACUUGUCGCUCUUCUCGAAAUUAUCCUCUGGGUUCGCAUUUUCCUCUCCGCUAUUGCAUUUCAAUCGGGUUCCUGGAUUUUGAUCUUCAUUUACACUGCAUUCCUUCGCUCAAGAUUUUCUCAAUCCACAUUUGUUCAAGCACAAUUCAGACAAUUGGAGGCAAGAAUCGAUAGCCUUGUUGGAGCUCAAUCUACUCCACCAGCAGCAAGACAAGUUUGGGAGGCUCUUAAGGGUGGUGCUAGAACUUUCCACGAUACUACUGAUAUUGGAAAGUACAUUGGUGGCGCUCCAGCUCAAAAGAAGACUUCAUAAACGAUAACUACGCCAAUUCAAAUAUAAGAAAAGGUCACCAGUCAACAGAUCUCUGGAAGUGUCGGUGAAACACGGGAAGGAUAUUUGAGCUGGAUAGGAAAUGCAGAUAUGAAUGCUCAAAAGCAGGUGUUACAAGCGAUUCAAUGAUGAAAGGAAUAGGUCCCAGGAGCUACAUAUAUCCGGGUUGUUAUACGUCGUGAUUAAUCGGGGAUGUUUGUUCCCGGAAGUAGGAAAAAUAUGGGAAAUUGAGGCGUGAGCAGUAAGGAUGGUGUAUUCGUACUCGGUAUCCUGGCUGUUUCCUCUUCUUGUUGUUUUUUCCCCACUACAGCAGCGGAGUCAUUUGUGCGAUUAUUUCAACCUUUCGUGUAUCCAAAGUCUAAUAAUGAGGAUUUUAUAAAUUCAGAUUGAUUAAUAG
Molecule: messenger RNA, 1888 nt
Organism: Sclerotinia trifoliorum
Lineage: Eukaryota; Fungi; Ascomycota; Leotiomycetes; Helotiales; Sclerotiniaceae
Source: the annotation of a GenBank genome assembly